This is a messenger RNA of Sinocyclocheilus anshuiensis, 4524 nucleotides long. Its product is annotated as sperm-associated antigen 5-like. Gene Ontology annotation, biological process: cell division; regulation of attachment of spindle microtubules to kinetochore. The transcript has 24 exons. Lineage: Eukaryota; Metazoa; Chordata; Actinopteri; Cypriniformes; Cyprinidae. The record is from RefSeq and is a predicted model, not a curated record. Bases 78 to 4295 code for a protein of 1405 amino acids.
GUGCGUUUUAUUUUGAACGCGCCACUGGCGGUUAAAUCGACAACUCUCGUUUCCCCUCAGGAUUAACAUAAACGGUAAUGCUCAGAAAAGCGUGUAUGAUCCGCAAAGAUCGCAGAUCUGAAUCUGAAAACAUGUCAUCUGCCGGCGGCUCGUCGAAUCCAAGAUCAGAAAGAGUUCCGCUCAGAGAUGUAACGUUUCAGAACAAACUGCUGAAUUUGCAGGACAGUCCUAAAAUACAGGUUGAAGUCGUCUCUGGGGAAAGCCCGUUUGCAGCGGAUGAAACCGACCAACAUCAGGAUGUCGUAUUAAAGUCCUUCGUGUGUCUUGAAGCAGAAGUCGUCGUUCAGGAUGAAGCUGUAAUGUCGGAGGAGUCUGUUCUCAUCAGGCGGCUGGCACUGGAAGAAACCGACGCGGCUCAGAGUGACCCGGAUGAGCAGAGUCCUGUUGAUCAUCACAGCAGCCCGUGUAGUGCUUCAUCUGCUCUGUGUCUGGGGCAAGAGGAAAACAUCUCACUCGGAUCCCUCGUGUGCUUGGCUGGAGAGGUUCAGGUUUCUGGGCGCUCCGCCGUCUCUGAUGAAUCCCUUCUCAUGAAGGCAUCAGGAGCCCAACAUACUCCUGUUUGUAAAGUGGCUGUAUCAGUAAGCGGUCAUUCUUACUGUGUCCGUGCAUCUUUAUGUGAAGAGCCUGAGAACACAGUGAACCUAAACGAUAACAAUCAAGCUGAUCUCUCUGAAGGACGGCGUGGAGUAUCUCGCGGGGAAGGAGAGAUCACAUUUAAAGGCUUGUGUUGCUCUGGGGGUGAAAUAGAAAUUGCUGCUCAAUCCAGUGUGUCAGAAAUGUCUGCGCUUAUGGAGAAUCUUACAGAGGAACAAUGCCUGUCUUGUUUAAACGACAUCAGUGGAAAUGAUGCUCAGAGCUUCGCUGCUUUGACGCCUGGAAGCAAGCACGACGAUCACAUUUACUGUCGUGCUGAGGAAAAGUCACGAGUCCUGAAUAUACCCAACGCUGGAAACGAGACUCGGCUUUCCUCGGUGGAGCUUUUGGAGAAGUCUGAGAGCCCAGUUGGUCGCUUGGCGUCGCCUCUUGGAAACAUUGCAGAAAAACAACAUGAAACUGAAGCAUCAAACACCGCUGCUAAUCAGGAGUCAAGCCGACGUGAAAAUAAUAUGGAAAGUUCAGACGCUGUAAGCAGCAGUGAUGUCUCUUCUGUCAUGACUAAAUGCCGUGAGCUGCAGUUUCUGCCAGAAAGCAACGAGGCGGUUUCACAUUUUGAGGAAAACCUUUAUCCUCAAGGUGCCUUUUGUGAAGACGUUGGCCUAGAAACCAGCGUUCUCAAAGAUAAGACACCAGGUUUAAAGGACGAGGAGAUCGAAGUUAUGCGGCUCUGUGAUAGCUCUGCUGAAGCUGUCUCUGUUCACCGAGAUCUUCCCAGUGCGAUUGCUCUGACAGGUUCCUGCACUCCAGAGAUGCCCAGCUUAAACAGGAGUGUGUUGCGUGACCGCACAGUGGAGAACCCAAUGAGCCAUCUGUGGCCGGAGCUCCCGGAGAGUCCCAUGCCGCCUCCGCUGUUGAACUCCACAUCCCUGGCUAAUGAUUUUGGCUGCACACCUGUUCCUCAAGACCCAGCCAAGGACGUGGAACUGAAAAUGGCUUGUGCUGACCAUCAGAAGUUGUCGAACGGCCCUCAGGUUUUAGGCAGCGGGCCCCUACAGGAGCAGCUCAGACAGAUGGCUGAAUUGUUGAUGGUUGCGUCGGGGAAAGUGUAUGCUCGUGCUCCAGCAGCAGUGAAUCAUCACAGUGCUUUAGUGGGCACUUCUCCGGUAGAGAUGCGUAGCGCGUGCGUCUGGAGCACCCCGGUUCAGCAGAUGGAGCGGAGCACUAAUACUUCCACAGCGGUGGAGAUAUUACAGACGGUUGAUGUUUCUGAUGCCUGCACUUCAACGGACUCUCUGCUGUGGAACCUGACUCCUGGAAAUCUGGAGCAUCUGUCUCGAUCGGAGUUGGAGCAGAGAUUGACUUCCACGCUCGUCAUGGUGGAGGUGCUUUCCCAGCAGCUCACUUCUGCACGGGCUCAUAAUCCGAGCAAAGACGCUUCUCCAUCAGACCUCAGAGAGAAACUCAUCCAGACGGACCACACUGAGCUCAGACAGAAUGGGACAUACAGAGAUUUGUAUGGCAUUGCCCUGGAGAGAAUUCAGAGUCUCGAGCACGAUCAGGAGCUUCUUCACUGUUUAUAUGACAGCAUUCAAGCAAUGAGGAUUGGGAUGAAUUCGUUUAAGUCUAGCACAGAGGAUGCCAUCUUCAAGAUGAAACGGAUUGGAAAUACAGUUCAUGUUGAUCAGGAAACUUUAUCUAGACAGGUCAGUCAGAUGAAGUGUCUUUAUGGGAGGUACAAGGAAGCGCUCCGGAGGAUGGAGCAGAAGAUGAAAGACAUGAGACGUCUCAUGGACGAGUCUCUAGAGCAGAAAGACGCGGCCUUCAGCGUAACGCAGCAGUUGAGGGACUCUCAUGCUGCUCAGGUGGCAGAGCUAGAGCACACUGUUGGGUCUCACCAGGAACUGAUGUCAGCCCUUAAACUGGCUUACCCAUCACUGGUUGAACUGAGCAAGUCAUACAUGGAAUCCAUCAGUGCAGCAAAUGAGCAUUUGAGAAGGAAGCACGAAGAUCACGUGAGCUUGUUAGCGGAGCUGAGGAAGGCUCAAGAGCUGAUUCAGAGGAUAAACCCAGUGCUUCACCAGCUCCAUCAGAGGACUGCGACUGCCGUGGAGAUCAGCAAGCAGCAUCAGGCAAUGAGAGACAGAGCCGUGGAAGAGAGAGAUCUGAUGGAAAAUGAACUAGAGCACAUGAGGUCAAGCUUGCGUGAUGCUAGUCAACAGAUUUCAGACUUGAGCACGCAGCAGACCAUCAUGACUUCAGAGAUGUCUGUGCUGAGAGAGCAGCUGAAUCAGGCAGAGGAGGAGCGCUGUCAGCUGCAGAGGAGGAGCACUGAGCUCUCGGUCACGGUCACCUCCACACUGGCCUCCUACACCUUCCUGGAGCAGACCCUCGCCUCCGAGACCAGCAAGUAUGCAUUCUUGCAGGCAGAAAACGACCUGGCACGGGAGCAGAUGGAGGAAAGUGAGCGAUUGCUGCGGUGCCACUUACAGGGCCUGAGAGAGAGAAACUUGGAGUGUGAGGACCUCAAACUAGUGCUGGAACACCUGCGGCUUGAGAAGGACUCUCUUCAGGAGGAGCUGGAUAGCACACGAGACAAAGCGCGCAGCAUGCUGCUGGAACAAGGAGAGCAGAUGGCUCAGGCGUCGAAUGAUCUCAUGCUCCUGAACCACAGAGUUUGCUGUCUCACUGGCAUCUUAAAGGAAUCCCUAGCCUCCAAGGAGUCCGAGAGCUCUGAUAAGACACCGCAGCCUCCUCGACAUCCCUCCAGCUCUUUUGUGGAUUCUGUAAUGCUGGCCAUGAUGAAGACACAGGACCCUGAGACCGAGUCUCCUGAGGGUUCAGAGGUGCAACAAGACUGCAUUGGCAGUGGAACCAGUGCUUUUACCCGAAUACCACCAACUACACACACAGAACUGAAAGAGGAGAGACGGAGCCGUAUGUUGGAUCUGUUGUGUGAUUUUGGUGAGACCAUCUCUGAUCUUCAGCUCACUUUAGACCAGAUGAGAGUCCAGAAAGACUCGGAGCAGCAGACUCUGAAGCAGACCAUAUGUGGCCUGCAGGAGGCGCUGCAGGAGGAGUGUGAGAGACGCAGGCUGGAGGUGUCAGAGCUGAGGCAGACUGUGGAGCGACUGCAGGCGCAGGUGGAGAAGGAGGCUGCGGUCCUGCUGCAGAAAGCUCAGGAUGAAAGAAACUUGAGGAAACUAUGUAAGGAGCUGGAGGAGAACAUGGAGGCGGCACACAAACACAGAGCAGAGAAUAGUGAGUUGCGUCGUGAGGUUGCUGAUUUGCGGCGGCUGGAGCAGCAGGCACAGGUGGAGGCUCAGGUCUUGAGGGAGGAGCUUAACCGAACAGGCGUCCAAUCAGCAGCCAGCACCAAAGCAUUAGAUGAAAGAAUCAAAAUGCUCAGAGAGGUUGAGAAGCUCAAGGCAAAUUUAAUGGAAACCGAGGAAAAUCGUGCCAAGGUCUUGGAGAGGGCAAAACGACAUCAAAGGGUCCAUGCCAUGAACCAGAGUAAACUGAAGCGAGAGCUACAUCUGCUUGAUGAUAUGAUUGAAUCCGUCAGACAGACAUUGUCCUCUGUUCCUGAUCUUGUCACGAGCUGUCCUGAACUACAGAAGCUUGUGGAAUUUAUUGGAUGAGUUGCUGAAAAUUCAGAAAUGUGUAGUUUAGUUUUUAAAUGUUUUCUUGUUUUAUUCUCAAGUGUCUUUCAUUUAAACUAAACAUAAAACCUUCAGGCGUUGUGUCUGGUGAUGCUGUAGGCCAAUCAGUUCCUUUUCUAAGAGUCUUUUUCAUUCAUUUUGUAAGUGAUUAAUUAGUGUAUGGACACACACUGUUUAAUAAAUGUUAUUGUCUUAAUUUAAAGGUCUU